Messenger RNA from Paralichthys olivaceus (Japanese flounder), 1467 nucleotides. NCBI's taxonomy places the organism in Eukaryota, Metazoa, Chordata, Actinopteri, Pleuronectiformes, Paralichthyidae. The record is from RefSeq and is a predicted model, not a curated record.
ACGUGGGCUCGGUGGAGGGCUUGGCGUACCACAGGGGCUGGGAUAUGCUGUACUGGACCAGCUACACAACAUCCACCAUCACGCGCCACACUGUGGAUCAGAGCCGCUGGGGGGCCGUUGACCGGCACACGGUGGUCACAAUGUCAGGAGAUGACCACCCCAGAGCGUUCGUCCUAGACGAGUGUCAGAGCCUUAUGUUCUGGACCAACUGGAACGAGCAGUCUCCCAGUAUCAUGCGUGCUACCCUGACUGGUUCCAAUGUCCUUGUGAUCAUUGGCAACGACAUCCGAACCCCUAAUGGCCUGGCCAUCGACCACCGAGCUGAGAAACUUUAUUUCUCUGACGCCACACUGGAUAAGAUAGAGCGUUGCGAGUAUGAUGGCAGUCGGCGCUAUGUGGUGCUGAAGAAUGAGCCGGUCCAUCCGUUUGGCCUGGCCGUCUACGGUGACUACAUCUUCUGGACCGACUGGGUGAGGAGGGCCGUGCUCCGCGCUGACAAAUACACCGGAGGAGACAUGAAGGUGCUGCGUGCUGACAUCCCUCAGCAGCCAAUGGGCAUCGUCGCAGUGGCCAACGACACCAACAGCUGUGAGUUCUCUCUGUGCCGUGUCAACAACGGGGGAUGUCAGGAUUUGUGUCUGCUGACCUCUGAGGGAAGGGUCAACUGCAGUUGCCGUGGUGACAGGAAACGUUUGGAAGACAACACCUGCAUAGCCCUCAACACGACGUGUAACAACAUUGAUGAGUUUGAGUGUGGAAACGGAGACUGCAUUAACUACACCCUGACCUGUGAUGGUAUGGCCCACUGCAAGGACAAGUCUGAUGAGAAACAGUCCUAUUGUGCCAACCGUGUGUGUAAGAAGGGCUACAGACGCUGUGUGAACGGUCGCUGUGUGGGCCACAGUUCCUGGUGCAACGGGCAGGAUGACUGUGGAGACAACUCUGAUGAACUCUUCUGUAACACCACACUGUGCUCAGCUGAUCAGUUCCAGUGCAGAGACGGAGGCUGCAUCUCCAACUCCAGCAAGUGUAACCAGAAGGUGGACUGUGAGGACGCCAGUGAUGAGAUGAACUGCACUGCCACGGACUGUUCCAGUUACUUCCGUCUGGGAGUGAAGGGAGCGACAUUUCAGAAGUGCGAGUUCACCACUCUCUGCUUUGCCUCUUCAUGGCAGUGUGAUGGAGCUAAUGACUGUGGAGACCUCUCUGAUGAAAGAAACUGUCCAGGGAGCGGGAAAACCAACUGUCCGACGCCCUACUUCGCAUGUCCUAGUGGCCGCUGUAUCCCCAUGAGCUGGACCUGUGAUAAAGAGAACGACUGUGAGAAUGGUGCAGACGAGGCUCACUGUGAUAAGUUUUGCUCGGCCUCCCAGUUUGAGUGUGGGAACCAUCGCUGCAUUCCCAAACGCUGGGUGUGUGACGGAGCCGAUGACUGUGGUGACAGCAGUGACGAGGACAGCAAGUGCA